Messenger RNA from Saccostrea cuccullata (small rock oyster), 664 nucleotides. RefSeq lists its product as uncharacterized. The transcript has a single exon. NCBI's taxonomy places the organism in Eukaryota, Metazoa, Mollusca, Bivalvia, Ostreida, Ostreidae. The coding region runs from base 1 to 642 and encodes 213 amino acids. The record is from RefSeq and is a predicted model, not a curated record.
AUGGCGUUGGAAAAAGAGGAAAAUGAUAGUCUUUCUCGAAAAAUGGUAGACCUGAGUUACAAAUUUUCAAUGAAAGUAGAUGAUUAUAUUUCAGUGUACUUGGAAAAUUUCCCUUCAACUGUUUUUAUUGACAUUGGGGCAAGUAUUGGAGUGACGUCAUUACGUAUGGCGCGAAAUGGUCAUGAUGUGAUUGCUGUGGAGUCGGAUUAUGAUAAUGUCCGAGGACUGUGUAUGUCUAUCGCCGAAAAUGGAGCGACAGAUUCUGUAAGGAUUGUAUACCAUUCUGUAGGAGAGGAGGUUAUGUCUUUUAACGAAGACAAACAUAGCGAAAAUAUAAUCACUGUAGACAGAAUACUAACACUUUCUAAUAGAAACUUGCUGGUUAAAAUAGACACAGACGGAAGUGAACACAGUGUGCUCCUUGGAAGCAAAUACCUCUUGAUGAAUAAACGGACACGUGCAAUAGUGCUAGCAUGGGAAACACAUAAAGGGCAACGAAGUGGAGAGAUACUUUUAUCAUUAUUUAGCACGUGGGGGUUUAUGCCGCAUGCUUUCCGGGGUUCGGGGGCGGUCAGACUGGAUAUGAAGGGACACGCCCCCUCAACCUGGCCCAGUGAUGUUAUAUGGCUACCCACUGAAUAAAACUCAUGCUAAAAUCAAUAAU